UAACUUAAAGGAAUGGUGGAAUAACGGAACAAAAGUCUAGGAACAUGGAACAUGUGCAGGAACAUGCAUCCGGUCCGUGAGAUUUUCCCCGUGCCCUCUCACCUUAAUCUCACGUCUGUCAAACGGUCGUGAAUUUUCGGAAGAUGUGAGGCUUUGGAAAGUGGGCACGCAAAGAAAAUCGCGUCACGACAUUCGCAUGAUGCCCUCACGUUUAAAAUCUUUUACGGCCGCCGAUGCUUCGAUUUAUUUGCGGUAACAACGAGGAAGCAUUUGACGGUAAAGGGAGCGAAGUGAUCUUGGACGGUGCAUACAGCAAUGGCCACGACAGAAGGAGUUACGAUAGAGGAGCUCAGGACCGAGAUCGAAAGGCUUUCGCGAGAACUAGAUUUAGCUUCAACGGAGAAAAUACAAUCUGCUCAAUACGGUCUCGCUUUACUCGAAGAGAAGUCCACAUUGCAACAAAGAUGCAACGAUCUCGAGGCCCUCUACGAAAACACGAAACACGAGCUGGAAAUCACUCAAGAGGCUUUAGCAAAGUUUCAAACAACUACAAAAUUGACUACAAAGAGUGGCAUAGAACAAGAAGAGAGUCUUCUUAACGAAAGUGCUGCAAGAGAAACAUCUCUUCAAACACAGAUCAUUGAAUUAGAAAAUGAAACCAAGCAGUUACGUCAUGAACUUGAACGUGUACAAGCAGAACGCGAUCAUGCGUUACAAGAAAGGGAAGAGGUUGGAAAAGAUCAUCAGCAAGCAGAAACUGAGAGAAAAUCUUUACGUACCAUGUUACGUGAAUGUAGAUUUCGGGAAGCUAGACUUCUUCAGGAUUACUCAGAAUUAGAAGAUGAGAAUAUUUCGUUACAGAAGCAAGUAUCUGGCUUAAGAUCCAGCCAAGUAGAAUUUGAAGGUGCCAAACAUGAGAUAAGAAGAUUAACAGAAGAAGUAGAACUUUUAAAUAGUCAGGUUGAAGAAUUAACAAAUUUAAAGAACAUUGCUGAGAAACAAAUGGAAGAAGCGCUUGAAUCGUUGCAAGCCGAGCGUGAAGCAAAAUAUGCAUUAAAAAAGGAGCUGGAUCAAAGAAUUAAUAGCGAAUCAAUUUAUAAUCUUAGUAAUCUUGCUCUUUCGAUUAGAGGAAUUACAGAAGAUCAAACAAUAUGUAGCGACGGAGAAGACGAUUCCCCGGCAUUACGUAGAAUCGAAGCAGAUUUAAAGACUCAAGAACCAGGUACUUCCGCUACUGACAAACAAGUUGAUUUGUUCUCGGAGAUUCAUUUGAAUGAACUGAAGAAAUUAGAGAAACAGUUAGAACUAGCAGAAUCUGAAAAAGCUCAUCUUACACAAAAUUUACGGGAAUCGCAAUAUGCCGUUGAAAAAAGUCAGAAUGAAUUGCAAUCUUUUGUUGCGCGCAUAGUGCAAUUAGCAGCCCAUGUGCAAUCAUUACACCAUCUUCACUCUAAACUGCCUGAGAAGCAAACUGAAGAAACAACAUUAGAUAAGUUGAACCAGGCAAUUAUGCAAUAUCACCAAUGGAGUGCUAUGUCCGCGCGAGAAGUGAAUCAGCUUCAAAAGGAUUUAGCUGAAUUAGAAAAUGGUUUAACUAUAUCUGACUCAACGCAACAAUUGCGAACAGAAUUAACGAACCUAAGAAACAAGAUCCCCGAGUCAGAGAAGAGCCUUCAAGAAAAGCUUUUAGAUACAGAACAAAGAAGCAUGCAACUUGAAUCUGACAUUGCUACACUUUCGAAAUUGGCAGUGGAAGCUGGUGGUUUCCUUGAUUCUGCACAAAAUGAUUUACAAAAUAUUUCCGACGAGCUUGCUCAACUUUACCACCACGUGUGUACGGUUAACGGAGAAAUUCCUUCACGCGUGGUCCUAGAUCACGAGAAGAUCGUUCCUGAGAAGGAAGAUGAAAAUGAAAAGAUCGAAUGGUGUAGGACAUUGUUCAAGACCGACAUUCAGAUCAAAGAUUUGGAGAGCCUUAGCAAAUCCAAAGAAGUUGCAAAACAUAUAGAAACUGCAAUGGAUCAAAUAAAACAUCUUAGAAGUGCUGUGGAACACACGAUCGAACUUUCAAAGGUUAAAGGAAUGCAGUCGAACGUAUGCAAUGUUUGUGAAGGAUCAGUGAAUGAGAACAAGGCAGAGGUAGCUGACUUACAGGAACAAGUAAUUAGAUUGAAAGCGUUGUUAUCAGCUAAACGCGAACAAAUUGCUACUUUGAGAACAGUGCUGAAGUCAAAUAAAAAUACAGCUGAAGUAGCACUUACUAAUUUAAAGAGCAAGUAUGAAAACGAAAAGAGUAUCGUUAACGAAACUAUGUUGAGAUUAAGGAAUGAGCUUAGAAUGUUGAAAGAGAAUGCUGCAACAUUUUCAAGUUUACGUGCGAUGUUUGCCGCACGUUGCGAGGAAUAUGUAACACAGGUGGACGAGUUACAACGUCAGCUUGCCGUGGCCGAGGACGAUAGAAAAACAUUGAAUCAACUUUUACGACUCGCGGUGCAACAGAAGCUUGGUUUGACCAUGAAAUUGGAAGAAUUAGAGGUCGAUCGGGAAUUACGAAAUACGCGAAGACACGCAGCCAGUGCAAAUGGACGAGUUAAUCCAUUAACGCAAAGGAAAGUGUUGGAAGACUAUAAUAGAAUGCGAAUCGCUUCGGAUCAUUCACCCUACGUCCUAUGCCCUAUGCUCUACAUUCUACUAUUAUGGGAACCGGAGGAAUCUUAAAGAAUUGUUAUCUUGCACCACUGCCACUCGCAAAAGCAUCUCAGAAAUAAUUAAACCCAUCAUUGAUCCUUCAUUGAUCCACCAUUUGGUUCACCGUUGAUCCACCGUUGUCCUUGGUAAAAACGAAUUAUUUUCUUACAGUUUCUAAUUAUACAAUAAUUUUUUAU
Osmia lignaria (orchard mason bee) is the source of this 2885-nucleotide messenger RNA. It is a transcript of the gene BicD, whose product is annotated as Microtubule-associated protein Bicaudal D. Gene Ontology annotation, biological process: regulation of microtubule cytoskeleton organization; protein localization to organelle; microtubule anchoring at microtubule organizing center. Gene Ontology annotation, cellular component: Golgi apparatus; cytosol. The record is from RefSeq and is a predicted model, not a curated record. NCBI's taxonomy places the organism in Eukaryota, Metazoa, Arthropoda, Insecta, Hymenoptera, Megachilidae. Gene Ontology annotation, molecular function: dynactin binding; dynein complex binding; cytoskeletal adaptor activity.